AUGAGUCAGGAGCAGCCCAGGCGCCCCCAAGAACCCCAAGAUCCCAUCAAAUACGGCGACGUUUUUGACGUCUCCGGAGACCUCGCAAAGAAGCCCGUUGCGCCGGAAGACGCGGCCAUGAUGCAGAGCGCCGAGACCCGAGUGCUGGGCCACACUCAAGCCGGUGGAGCAGCUGCUGUCAUGCAAUCCGCCGCCACUCGGAACGAACAGGCCGGAGUCGUCGGUCAUCGAGACGUCACCGACGUCACCGGGGACCGCGGCGUCACUGUCUCAGAGACUCAUGUCCCCGGACGACGUAUAAUAACUGAAGCAGUCGGUGGGCAGGUUGUGGAACAGUACUCUGAGCCGACUCCGGUUCAGGCGGGGCGAGUGGGUGCGGUUCGAGAGAGUGCAAUAACCAUAGGGGAGGCGCUGGAGGCGACGGCACAGACGGUGGGUCAGAAAUCGGUGGAUCAGAGUGACGCGUCGGCGAUACAGGCGGCGGAGGUGAGAGCGACGGGGAGUAAUGUUAUAGCGCCGGGUGGGUUGGCUGCUAUGGCUCAAUCGGCGGCCGCUUACAAUGCAGACUGCAAGCGUGACCAGGAGAAGAUCAAGCUCGCCGACGUUUUGACGGGGGCCACCGCCAAGUUGCCGGCUGAUAAGGCGGCGACAAUUCAAGAUGCUGAAGGCGUGGCGAGUGCUGAGGUUAGGAACAACCCGGAGGCCACAGCGACUCCCGGCGGCGUGGCAGCUUCUGUUGCGGCUGCUGCUAGGCUUAAUGAAAAUGUUAACCUGUGA
Molecule: messenger RNA, 777 nt
Organism: Abrus precatorius (Indian licorice)
Lineage: Eukaryota; Viridiplantae; Streptophyta; Magnoliopsida; Fabales; Fabaceae
Product: late embryogenesis abundant protein D-34-like
Exons: 2
Coding region: 1-777 (258 amino acids)
Source: RefSeq, a predicted model, not a curated record